GCUGGACACCAACUUCCGGUAUGACGUCACUACCGGAUUCCAAAGUACAGAACUUGUCAACUGCGUGCCACACGGCGGCUUACAAUGUUUUAACUUCGUUUCGACGAGGAAAAUUGGUGCUAAAUGGAGGAAGUGAUAUUCUUUUUUCUUCUCUGCUGCCGCCUCGCAUCUCCUGCGACGCACUCCCUGUGGCACGUCUACACGGUGACCACCGGCAUCCCCACGCUGCCCACCACGGUGGCGGUAGUGGUGGUGGACGGGAUCCAAACCGACCACUACGACAGCGUCAGCAACACCGCCGGGCCGUCCCAGGACUGGAUGAAGCGGAUGUCAGACCUGGACCCGGACUACUGGAAGACCCAGACCGACUUCUGGGAGCGCCAAGACCACUUUGGGAGGAUCAACAUCGACAUUCUGAGGAAGCGCUUCAACCGCACCGAAGGUGUGCACGUGUUCCAGGUGUUGCACGGCUGUGAGUACGAUGAGGACUUGGGUGUGUUCCGGGGUUUCAACCACCACAGCUACGACGGAGAGGACACCUUGUACCUGGACAUGGAGCAGCGGCGCUGGAUCUCCCUGAAGCCUCCCAUGGACGCCACCCAGAGGAAGUGGAACGACAACCAGGGCUGGAUGGAGUUCAUGGUGCACCGCCUGCUGAAAGAGUGUCCUCAGCGCCUCAAUCGCACCCUGGAACUCGGCCAAAGUGUCCUGCGCAGAAUCGAGCGUCCCCGGGUGUCUCUGCUCCAGACCAGUCCGUCCUCGCCGGUCACGUGCCACGCCACGGGCUUCUACCCUGACGUGGCCAACAUGUUCUGGACCCGGGACCGGGUGGAGCUCCACGAGCACGUGGAGCACGGCGAGCUCCUGCCCAACCACGACAACACCUUCCAGCUCAGCGUGAGUUUGGACGUCAGCGCGCUGCCGCCACACGACUGGUCCAGGUACGCCUGCGUCUUCCGACUGUCCGGACUCCAGGAGAACAUCGUGGUCGGCUUGGACGCGUCCAAGAUCUUGACCAACUAUGUGGAGCCUCCCAACGUCCUCGUUCCCGUCGCCGCGCUCCUCGCCGCCCUUGUGGUCCUCGCCGCUGCCGCCGCCAUCGGUUUUUUUGUUUGGAAGAAGAGACAAGCUCCAACUUUGCAGCAUGGCACUGAGGAGGAAGGCCAGAAGAUGGCGCCAUGAGGCCAAUCUUGGUCACGUGACUCAGCAUGAGGCCAGUCUUGGUCUUGGUCCGGUGGACAAAGCAAAACUGAAUAGAAGAAUAAAGUUAGUGUGGUACAAGAAGAAGGGUUAGUGUGCAAAGAGUUAGUCUGGAACAAGAAGAAGGUUUAGUGUGCAAAGAAAGCAUUCAGAAGACAAAAUAAUUAACUUAAACCCUUCAAAAGACAAAAUAUGUUGAUCAUUCACUUAAAAAGCCAACAUUAGUUGAUUGUACACGUGCUAAAGUAUUAUGUUUAUUGUUCCAAGGAUGAGGAAACUCUAAGUGUUUG
Entelurus aequoreus (snake pipefish) is the source of this 1490-nucleotide messenger RNA. Its product is annotated as major histocompatibility complex class I-related gene protein-like. Bases 124 to 1182 code for a protein of 352 amino acids. Gene Ontology annotation, biological process: immune response. NCBI's taxonomy places the organism in Eukaryota, Metazoa, Chordata, Actinopteri, Syngnathiformes, Syngnathidae. Gene Ontology annotation, cellular component: external side of plasma membrane. The record is from RefSeq and is a predicted model, not a curated record. The transcript is spliced from 7 exons.